This is a messenger RNA of Daldinia vernicosa, 2107 nucleotides long. Its product is annotated as glycosyltransferase family 15 protein. NCBI's taxonomy places the organism in Eukaryota, Fungi, Ascomycota, Sordariomycetes, Xylariales, Hypoxylaceae. The transcript has 4 exons. The record is from RefSeq and is a predicted model, not a curated record. Gene Ontology annotation, cellular component: membrane; Golgi apparatus. Bases 606 to 1943 code for a protein of 445 amino acids. Gene Ontology annotation, molecular function: alpha-1,2-mannosyltransferase activity. Gene Ontology annotation, biological process: cell wall mannoprotein biosynthetic process; protein N-linked glycosylation; protein O-linked glycosylation.
CACGGGGGGGCCACAGUUACACUGCUAGGGGACUGGGCCUUCCCAUUCACAACUGACGCGUCGAUCCAUUUAUCACUGAAAUUCUAAUCUAUCGCCUCCGUUUUUUCCUUUCCAUUUCGAAUCAACUUAUCUACACCCUGCAAGUACUUCUUCUUACACGUUUUAUUGUAUGUACAAUUUUGUACCUUACUGUACCUACCCCUAUCCCACUUCUACGUGCGUGGUGUAACAACUUCGUAUUCACAUCCAGCUUUACCUAUUCCAUUUAUCUCACUUGUUCAUUUUUAUUUUAUUUUAUAUUUUUCCCUUUCGCAUUCUUUCGUUCCCGCUCCCUACGUCCCUACGUAUUCCCGUUGAGAAAAACGUGGCUCAAGUAUGCGAAUCUAAUCCAGUCGCAUUUGAGUGUUCGGUGAUGACUUAAUAACCACCCUUCCUUUGUUUCUUGUGACAAUACCUACCCUACAUCGACGAAGAGAGUUUUUCCCUUUGGAAGUCCCCGCCCCCCUUCCGGCCGGCGAAACAUUCCAGUCCUCGAGAAUAUUCCCUGUCCUCCUCUACCAGUUCAUUUCGACGGCGAAUACUCCCUCAGCCCUACAUCUCGCAUCAUGGCCGCCGGCAGCGCGCGCAUCGUGAGAUACAUUCUCUUCGCCUUCUUUUUUCUCGCAGUCCUUUACUUCGUAUCCCAUUCCUCAUAUGAAGGAGUACAGCUGAAACCCUCGUCAUUCGGAGCUAGCUCAGGCUCCUCAUCGACGAGGCCCGAUAAGUCAUCCGACGAUGUUGGCGGAGCGUCCAGUUGGGGAAACAAGCCGGAUGGUUCGACCAACAACGCACCAGGGUCUACAAAGAGUUCACCAUCGAAGCCCGGCGCAGGAUCCCCGAAGCAAUAUGAAGACCUUGCCGAAGCUCCAAUGGCAUUGUCACCGUCGGAUCAAGGAUGGAAUGAUCUUCUAGGAACUGCCCCCGGCCCUCGUAUGAACGCCACCUUCGUCUCUCUUGCCCGCAAUAGUGACGUGUGGGAAAUUGCUCGUUCUAUCCGUCAAGUCGAAGAUCGCUUCAACCGCCGCUAUAAUUACGAUUGGGUUUUCCUCAAUGACAAGCCAUUUGAUGCAACUUUCAAGAAAGUUACGAGCUCCCUCGUGUCUGGCAAGACUUACUAUGGCGAGAUUCCUCACGAGCAUUGGUCUUUCCCCGACCACAUUGACCAGGAUAAGGCGCGGAAAGUUCGUGAAGAUAUGGCGCAGCGCAAGAUUAUCUACGGCGAUUCCGUUAGUUACCGACACAUGUGUCGCUUCGAAUCCGGUUUCUUCUUCCGCCAACCGCUCAUGAUGAACUACGAAUGGUACUGGCGAGUCGAGCCCAGCGUCGAACUUUUCUGCGACGUUCAUUACGAUCCUUUCCGUUUCAUGGCCGAGAACAAGAAAAAGUAUAGCUUCGUGCUUAGUCUGUACGAAUACGAGGAGACUAUCCCUACUCUCUGGGACAGUGUAAAGAAGUUUAUGAAGAAUCACCCCGAACAUAUCGCCGAGGGUAAUUCUAUGGCUUUCCUCAGUGACGAUGGUGGCGAGAAAUACAAUAAAUGCCACUUCUGGUCUAACUUCGAAGUUGGCAACUUAGACUGGCUGCGAUCCAAGGCCUAUACCGACUUCUUCGAGUCGCUUGACCAGGAUGGUGGGUUCUUUUAUGAGCGAUGGGGUGAUGCACCGGUACAUUCUAUCGCUGCCGGCCUAUUGUUAAAGAAGGAAGAAAUUCACUUCUUCAAUGAUAUUGCCUAUUACCACGUCCCCUUUACUCACUGUCCAACCGGUGAGAAAACGCGGUUAGAUCUCCGCUGUCACUGCAAUCCGAAGGAAAACUUUGACUGGAAAGGGUACUCUUGCACAGCAAGAUACUUCGAAGUCAAUGGGCUUGAUAAGCCUCAGGGUUAUGAGGACCAACAGGAAUAGAGAAAAGGAAACCAGGAUGAAAAAAAAAAUUUCACAGAUGAUUGUAAAUAGAUAUUAUCCAUCUUUAAUGACGGUCUAUUGCAACAUCGCCAGUGCGGUUCAAUGGGGGUAUUGACCGAGGCAACAGGAUGGCGUCCACGGAUGAAUUAACGUACCGAUAUACG